AUGAUAUCUGUGAUCUUGAGAGAUCAAGAAUCAAAAAGAAUAAUCAAAUAUUUGAAUUUAAAUAUCACUUAUCUUGCGAAAUAUAUGAAUAAGGAAAAUGAAAUAAAUGUUUUGAUAAAAAAUUUCUUUUUUUAAGCAAACUAAUGCAUCUCUCAAAUUACGUAAGGUUACUUUUAUUUGAAGUUAAAAUUCAUAUGA
Paramecium primaurelia is the source of this 198-nucleotide messenger RNA. NCBI's taxonomy places the organism in Eukaryota, Ciliophora, Oligohymenophorea, Peniculida, Parameciidae. The record is from the annotation of a GenBank genome assembly.